AUGCAGUCAGCAUCAAUUCUACUCUGCCUCCUUCUACUUCUUGUCUGCGCCUCCCAUCCCACCCUCGCCGCAGUUGUCAGGUUCCACGACGCCGAUUGGCAACCAACGCACUGGUGCGAGGAUGUCAUCGACAGGCGAGAUGUGGCUCAAGUUGCUGAUGGAAGGAAGAGGUGCAGCCCCGCAGAUGGAGUUGAAGUGAUUGGGAUUAGCGUGGAUCCACACCAGUGGAGACGUGGUUGGAUGAGGCGAGAGGGUGGAUCUCGUGUUCGCAGAGUUAAACGUCAGCUACGCUUCUCACGUCCAAUCUAUUCCCCUCGACUUCCUCCCACACCGACAAUGCGCACGUGA
Molecule: messenger RNA, 348 nt
Organism: Hydatigera taeniaeformis
Lineage: Eukaryota; Metazoa; Platyhelminthes; Cestoda; Cyclophyllidea; Taeniidae
Source: the annotation of a GenBank genome assembly